Molecule: messenger RNA, 597 nt
Organism: Dentiscutata erythropus
Lineage: Eukaryota; Fungi; Glomeromycota; Glomeromycetes; Diversisporales; Gigasporaceae
Source: the annotation of a GenBank genome assembly
AUGCCCUCACCUGGACGUUACUGUAACAAAAUUACUAUGCCAACUGUAUUUCUUCCAACAAGUUUUAGUUAUGCAUCGGUAUAUCGCAACUACGUACAGGCUUGUAAAGAUAAGUAUAGUAAGGAUGCUCGUAUUUUGGCUAAAUCAACCUUUAUUAAUAUUUGGAAAUCAUUAAUGCCGUCACUUCAAUUUAUAUUCUCAAAAACUGAUUUAUGUGAAACAUCACAAAAAGAACAUGACUACUAUAAUACUAACAUUAUAAAUGCAGUUGAAGAUAGCAAACACAAUCCAAAUGUCAAUACUGUAGAAGAUUUAGUCUCAAUUGUUAAUCGUUUUACAAGAAUUAAUUUUAACGUUGCUCAACGUUAUCUUAAUGGAGAAGGCUUUCAAUAUUAUGAUUUUAAAAAUUACUUUCAAGCAUUCAAAAAAUUACCUCAUAUUCAAAAGUACCAUCAUUUUUAUUUUACUUCGCAACACCCUGUAAUCGUCUUUUUUAAAGAUGAUCUUCAAGAUAAUUAUAAAAGUUUUACAAUUCGUCCUUUUUCUUUUAAUGCCGAUACCCCACUCCCUAUAAUUGAUGCCAAACCACUUUCUUAA